UGUCAACUGUAAAAUCCUCUUUCUAGGGUUUCCUAGCCUCUCCUUUCCCCACCUCACCAUCACAAGCGCGGAAGACAAAAAACCCUAGCUCCGAUCUGAACAAGUAGAAAAAUCAUGGCGCGCUUUGAAGUCGGUCCGGUGCCGUUCAACCCCGACGGUUGGGGCCCUCCAGAUUCCACGUCCGCCACGCUCUCCGUCCCUAACCACCCGUCCAACGUCCCCUUCGCCCCCUUCUCCCGCUCCGACAAGCUGGGCCGGAUCGCCGACUGGACCAGGGCACUCUCCAACCCUGGAAGGCCCGGUUCAAAACAGGGCGCUCACCACCCUUCCGAUUCUGCAUUCGAUUUCUCCGGUGACGACUCCUUCGCAACCCUCGCCGCCGACGAAGACUCGUCCUUCCGCCUUGUCGACACUUCCGCUAAAUCUCACCAUUACAAUCCUAAUCGCCCCAAAUUCAAUCCAAGGUGGAGAUUCAAUGCCCACAACGCGCGUUCUCAGCUCCCCCAACGGCGAGAUGAAGAAGUGGAGGCACGCAAGCGCGAAGCCGAGAAAGAACGUGCCCGGCGCGACAGGCUGUACCAUCAAAACCGUUCGCAGAUGCCGCAGCGCCGUGAAUCAUCUGUUUUUAAGUCUUCGGUUGAUAUUCAACCUGAAUGGAAUAUGCUCGAUCAGAUUCCGUUCUCCACUUUCUCAAAAUUAUCCUUUUCAGUUCCGGAGCCUGAGGAUUUGCUGAUUUGUGGUGGUCUCGAGUUCUAUGACAGGUCUUAUGAUCGGAUUACCCCAAAGAAUUGCCGUGCAUUGGAGCGUUUCAAGAGUCGGAAUUUCUUUAAAGUUACAACAACUGAUGAUCCAGUUAUUAGGCGCUUGGCUAAUGAGGAUAAAGCUACAGUUUUUGCUACGGAUACUAUUUUGUCGACACUAAUGUGCGCCCCCAGGUCAGUUUACUCAUGGGAUAUCGUGGUUCAGAGAGUGGGGAAUAAGUUGUUCUUUGAUAAGAGAGAUGGGUCGCAGUUGGAUUUGCUGUCUGUUCAUGAGACUUCCCAGGAGCCCUUGCCUGAUGUUAAGGAUGAUAUUAAUUCUAUACAUUCAUUGAGCGUAGAGGCUGCUUAUAUUAAUCAGAACUUUUCGCAGCAGGUUUUGAUUAGGGAUGGGAAUAAAGUGGCGUUUGAGGAGCCCAAUCCAUUCGCAAGUGAAGGAGAGGAGGUCGCCCCAGUUGGCUAUAGGUAUAGAAGGUGGAAAUUGGACGAUGAUAUGUAUCUGGUUUCACGGUGUGAAGUGCACAGUGUGGUGGACAUAAAUAAUCAGAGGUCGUUUUUAACACUUAAUGCCUUGAAUGAGUUCGAUCCCAAGUAUUCAGGUGUGGACUGGAGGCAGAAGCUGGAGACCCAAAGGGGUGCUGUAUUGGCAACUGAAUUGAAGAACAAUGCUAAUAAAUUAGCAAAAUGGACUGCGCAGGCUCUGCUGGCAGGUGCUGAUAUGAUGAAAUUGGGAUAUGUCUCUAGGGUUCACCCUAGGGAUCAUUUUAAUCAUGUAAUAUUGGCAGUUGUGGGGUACAAACCAAGGGAUUUUGCUACGCAGAUCAACCUCAACACUUCUAACAUGUGGGGUAUAGUAAAGAGCAUUGUGGACUUGUGUAUGAAACUGAAAGAAGGCAAGUAUGUGCUUGUUAAAGAUCCAUCUAAACCUCAGGUGAGAAUAUAUGAUGUCCCACAGGACGCAUUUGACAAUGAUUAUGUAGAGGAGCCAUUGGCAGAGGAGGAUCAGGUUCAGCCUCCUGCGGAGGAUGCAGAUGGAGGGGAGGCUAAUGCUAGUAUGAAUGAUGGAGAAGACAAGGAAACCAAGGAUGAAGCUGCUUAAGGCCACAAGCCAUAGGAGGCAUCAAGAAAAAGUCUCCUGCAGUCGCUAAUGUUGUCGACCUUCAACUCCAGCGUUGCCUUAAUGUCUGUUUAAGGGGGCAACUAAAACCAGCACCCGUAAACUGUAGGAGGCAUCAUCUGUGAUGUUUUGCUGAUCUUUUUAGGUGCAAGCGAAUUUUGACUUUAUUGUCCAGGGAUGACGACCUUUGAAAAUCGCCAUCCAUGUUGCUUCUCAUCUGAGAAAUAUUUUUAUUAUUGUUUUGCGGUAUAAAAUGUUAUUUUGGUGCUAAGAGUUAUCUGAGCUAAUCAAGGACUUGGGUUUAUUUUUGCUGCCAAAUAAAAUUGCGGGAUAUUAUUUUGUCCA
Sesamum indicum (sesame) is the source of this 2220-nucleotide messenger RNA. RefSeq names its product eukaryotic translation initiation factor 3 subunit D. NCBI's taxonomy places the organism in Eukaryota, Viridiplantae, Streptophyta, Magnoliopsida, Lamiales, Pedaliaceae. The record is from RefSeq and is a predicted model, not a curated record. Gene Ontology annotation, biological process: translational initiation. Gene Ontology annotation, cellular component: eukaryotic translation initiation factor 3 complex; cytoplasm. Gene Ontology annotation, molecular function: translation initiation factor activity.